Molecule: messenger RNA, 1848 nt
Organism: Vigna unguiculata (cowpea)
Lineage: Eukaryota; Viridiplantae; Streptophyta; Magnoliopsida; Fabales; Fabaceae
Product: pyruvate kinase, cytosolic isozyme-like
Biological process (GO): glycolytic process
Molecular function (GO): magnesium ion binding; potassium ion binding; pyruvate kinase activity
Source: RefSeq, a predicted model, not a curated record
GCUAAUUUGUCAAACAAGUUUUGUAGCAUCUUGUCCUGCCAUGUACUUACACACAUAUUCCUUCGUGUUAAUGUAAAGUUCUUAUUUUUGUGCAUUAGGAACAACACACAACACGGUACAUUGAUAUCUGAGGAGGGAAUGGAAAAGGCGUUGGUGGGUGGAAGAAUGGAGAAAAAGGGUGUGAAAGCAAAGACGAAGAUUGUGUGCACUUUGGGACCAUCAAGUAGGUCUGUGGAGAUGCUGGAGAAGCUUCUCAAGGCAGGGAUGAACGUGGCUCGCUUCAACUUCUCUCAUGGUUCUCACUCUUAUCACCAAGAAACCCUCGACAAUCUCAGGAAUGCAAUGAGCAACACUGGCAUUCUCUGUGCUGUCAUGUUGGAUACCAAGGGUCCAGAGAUCAGAACUGGGUUUUUGAAAGAAGGGAAACCUGUACAAAUCCAUAGAGGACAAGAAAUCACAAUCACAACUGAUUACAGUAUAAAGGGUGAUGAGAAGAUGAUCAGCAUGAGCUACAAGAAGUUGGCACACCAUUUGAGUCCAGGGAGUAAUGUUCUGUGUGCUGAUGGGACAAUCAGCUUCACUGUCUUGGAAUGUGACAAGGAGAAUGGUCUGGUUCGAUGUCGGUGUGAAAAUUCUGCAGCUUUGGGAGAGAGGAAGAAUGUUAAUCUUCCCGGAGUGGUUGUUGAUCUUCCAACCUUGACAGAGAAGGACAAGGAGGACAUUUUAGGGUGGGGAGUUCCUAAUAAGAUUGACAUCAUUGCUCUCUCUUUUGUUAGAAAAGGUUCAGACCUUGUGGAGGUCAGAAAUCUACUUGGAGAGCAUGCAAAAAACAUACUUCUUAUGUCCAAGGUUGAAAAUCAAGAGGGCAUUGCUAAUUUUGAUGAGAUACUUGCGAAUUCAGACGCGUUCAUGGUGGCAAGAGGUGACUUAGGAAUGGAAAUUCCAAUAGAGAAAAUCUUUCUUGCUCAGAAAGUAAUGAUUCACAAAUCAAGCAUACAAGGCAAGCCUGUGGUGACUGCCACCCAGAUGUUAGAGUCGAUGAUCAAAUCACCCCGGCCAACGCGAGCCGAGGCCACUGAUGUUGCCAAUGCAGUCCUUGAUGGCACAGACUGUGUCAUGCUUAGUGGGGAAACUGCUGCAGGAGCCUAUCCAGACAUUGCUGUCCAAACCAUGGCUAGAAUCUGUUCUGAAGCAGAAAAUUUCAUAGACUACGGUGAUUUGUUCAAAAGAAUUAUGGAAACAGCUCCCACUCCAAUGAGUCCUUUGGAGAGCAUGGCAUCAGCAGCAGUCAGAACUGCAAAGUGCAUCAAUGCUGCUCUAAUCUUGGUGCUGACUAGAGGUGGAACCACUUCAAAACUUGUGGCCAAGUAUAGACCCAGCAUGCCUAUUCUUUCUGUGGUAGUUCCUGAGAUAACCACAGAUUCUUUUGAAUGGUUCUGUAGUGACGAAGGCCCUGCAAGGCAUAGUCUUAUCUACCGUGGCCUGAUACCUGUUUUGGCCACUGGUUCUCUUGGAGCCUCCCAGACUGAGUCAACACAAGAAACCAUAAAGUUUGCUCUUUCAUAUGCGAAGGAAAAUGGCUUGUGCGCAUCUGGAGACAGUAUUGUGGCACUGCUCCGAGUUGAAACCUCUACUGUGAUCAAGAUAGUAGAUGUUUCUUAACUGAAGACAAAAGUCUAGGACUAGGACUAGGACCAGGACUAGGACCAAUACCUUGUUUUUUAGUUUGGUAUUUUAGUUUUUAGGCUUGUUCUUACGCUCUUGUAGUUUAGUGUUCAGAGAACAGCUCUUUGUCUCUUUCUGAUUUCAUUAGAGGAAAUCUCAUGUGGGAAUUAAACAUUAAUAUAU